GCGUGGAGCUGUUAAGAGCCCACAGAAGCUGGGUGUUCGUCUGUGCCUACGGCUCGUUUACUGUCGCCGUUUCACAUUUGUGAGCUUGGGGUCAAGUUUCCAGCCAUGUCUUCGUUCAGGAAAGCGUUGAAAUCGAAGCAGAAGAACCACCAAGAAAGGUCUCAGCCUGCAUUCAGGAAAAAUUUGGGACUGCUGGAAAAGAAGAAAGACUACAAACUCCGUGCAGAUGAUUACCACAAGAAACAGAACACGCUUUCUGCCCUGCGCAAGAAAGCCCUGGACAAGAAUCCAGAUGAGUUUUAUUUCAAGAUGAUCAACUCUCAGCUGCAGGACAGUGUGCACGUAGCGAAAAAGGCUAAAGAGGAUGUGGAGAUGACAGACGAACAGAAGAAGGUUAUGAGGACUCAGGAUAUCAAAUAUGUGGAGAUGAAAAGGGUGGCUGAGGCCAAGAAAAUCGAAAGGUUGAAAGCAGAGCUCCAUCUCCUGGAUGCUGACGGCAAACAGAAAAACAAACACACCUUCUUUGUGGACUCCAAGAAAGAAGUGCAGUCGUUUGACCUGGCAAAGCAGCUGAACACAGCUCCUGAGUUAGUGCACCGUGUGUACAACAGACCCACCUUGCAAACACUGGAGACCAAGAGCAUCCGAGGAGCUGUGCAACAGUCCAACAUAAAGAAGAUGGCCAAGCAGAGGAAGCACCAGUAUAAGAUUCUCUCCCAGAGGAUUGACAGGGAAAAGAAGAUGUUUGUCAUCAGCCAGAAGAUCCAGACUCGGAAAGACCUACAGGACAAGUCCAAGAAAGUAAAAGUACACAAGGAGACAACAUCCACUGCAGCCAUCUACAAGUUUGAGGGCAAGAGGAAGCGCUAACUGAAGUAGUCAUUCUCACACCAAGACAUCAUCGCCAUCAACAGCUGGUUCCUGUCACUCGUGGACCGAUGGGCUGUGUGGAAAAGACUGGACUGUGUUGGUCUUACUGCAUGACUUUCUCCGAUGGCUGAAACACAACAACAACGUUUUGUUCUCUUCAGUUUUUUGUGUUUUUUUUCUCCAGUCAUGCAGUGUUCUGUACAUAAAGAAUUUCAGUUUUAAACUUGGAACGAUCGGUGAAAUUCUUG
This is a messenger RNA of Lampris incognitus (smalleye Pacific opah), 1118 nucleotides long. RefSeq names its product UTP11 small subunit processome component (gene utp11). NCBI's taxonomy places the organism in Eukaryota, Metazoa, Chordata, Actinopteri, Lampriformes, Lampridae. Gene Ontology annotation, biological process: rRNA processing. The transcript is spliced from 8 exons. Gene Ontology annotation, cellular component: small-subunit processome; nucleolus. Bases 106 to 870 code for a protein of 254 amino acids. The record is from RefSeq and is a predicted model, not a curated record.